This is a messenger RNA of Grammomys surdaster, 1823 nucleotides long. It is a transcript of the gene Il36r, whose product is annotated as interleukin 1 receptor like 2. Gene Ontology annotation, biological process: regulation of inflammatory response; signal transduction. Lineage: Eukaryota; Metazoa; Chordata; Mammalia; Rodentia; Muridae. Gene Ontology annotation, molecular function: interleukin-1, type I, activating receptor activity. The record is from RefSeq and is a predicted model, not a curated record. The transcript has 11 exons. The coding region runs from base 12 to 1823 and encodes 603 amino acids.
AUUCCUGAUAGAUGAACGUGUCAGCCUGGGAUCAGGAUUUAAAAAAAAAAAAGACUGAGCGCCUUUCUAAGGACGGGCUCCACUUGGGGAAGCCCGAAAUGGGAAUGACAUCUUUGCUCUUCUGUGGGGUGUCUUUCGCGCUUCCACUUUUUGUGAGAGCAGAUACGUGUAAGGACAUCUAUAUGCACAAUGAGUCGAUUUCAGAGGGCCAACCUUUUCCUUUCAACUGCACAUACCACCCAGAAACAAAUGGGGCAGUAAAUCUGACAUGGUACAAAACACCCAGCAAAAGCCCAAUAUCCAACAACAGACACCUUAGAAUUCACCAGGAGCAGACCUGGAUUUUGUUUCUUCCAUUGGCACUGGAGGACUCGGGCAUCUACCAGUGUGUUAUAAGGAAUGCCCACAGCUGCUACCGAAUAGGUGUGAACCUAACCAUUUUCAAAAAACACUGGUGUGACUCUUCCAUGGAGGAGAGUUCCAUAAAUUCAUUAGAUGAGUACCAGCAAACGUUAUCCAUAGGAAAAUCCGGCAAUCUGGUGUGUCAUCUCUACUUCCCAGACAGUUGUGUUCUGGAUUCAAUAAAGUGGUAUAAGGGUUGUGAAGAGAUUAAAGCAGGGAAGAAGUACAGCCUUUUAAGAACAAAGCUUCUUGUGAACAACAUUGCUGCAGAGGACGGUGGGAGCUAUGCGUGCUCAGCCAGACUGACACACUUGGGGAGACACUUCACGGUUAGAAACUACAUUGCUGUGAACACCAGGGAAGUUGGGUCUGGAGCCAUGAUUCCUAACAUCACCUACCCAAAAAACAACUCCGUUGAAGUUCAACUUGGCUCCACCUUCAUCGUGGACUGCAAUAUAACAGACAUGAAGGAGAAUACAAAUCUGAGGUGCUGGAGAGUCAACAACACCCUGGUGGAUGACUACUACAAGGACUCCAAACGCAUCCAGGAAGGAAUCGAAACCAAUGUUUCUUUGAGGAAUCACAUUCUGUACACAGUGAACAUAACAUUCUUAGAAGUAAAAAUGGAAGACUAUGGCCGUCCUUUCACGUGCCAUGCUGGAGUGUCCGCAGCCUACAUCAUUCUGAAACGCCCAGCUCCAGACUUCCGGGCUUACCUCAUAGGAGGGAUUAUGGCUUUCCUACUUCUGGUGGUGUCUGUUCUGUACAUCUACAAAACCUUUAAGAUUGACAUCGUGCUUUGGUACAGAAGUGCCUUCCAUACUGCCCAGGCUCCAGACGACGAGAAGCUAUAUGAUGCCUAUGUCUUAUACCCCAAGUACCAGAGAGAAAGGCAGGGCCAUGAUGUGGACACACUGGUAUUGAAAAUCUUGCCCGAGGUGCUGGAGAAACAGUGUGGAUAUAAGUUAUUUAUAUUUGGCAGGGAUGAAUUCCCUGGACAAGCUGUGGCCAGCGUCAUUGAUGAAAACAUUAAGCUGUGUAGGAGGCUGAUGAUCCUCGUGGCACCAGAGUCAUCCAGCUUCGGCUUUCUAAAGAACUUGUCAGAAGAACAAAUCGCUGUCUACAAUGCCCUCAUCCAGCAUGGCAUGAAGGUCAUUCUGAUUGAACUGGAGAAAGUCAAGGACUACAGCUCCAUGCCCGAGUCCAUUCAGUACAUCCGACAGAAGCACGGGGCCAUCCAGUGGGACGGGGACUUCACAGAGCAGUCACAGUGUGCUAAGACCAAGUUCUGGAAGACAGUGAGAUAUCACAUGCCACCCAGGAGGUAUCCGGCAUCUUCCCCAGUCCAGCUACUGGGACACACGCCCUGCAAUCCCAUGGCAGGCAAGUGCAAUGCUGCCACAGGGCUCAUAACUCCCUGA